CGGAAGUCGGAUUUCGGUUGCGGAGGCGAAGGCGGCUCCAGUGUAAACCCUGAGCUGAGGCGGCGAUCCUGAAAUCGGCUGAGUUAGUGGGGCGCGGAGGAGGCCGGCCGACCCCAAGCCGCCUGGUCACUUCGUGUGGAGAGUUUUUAAAAAGCCGCUUUCCAGCAACCGCGUUCACCGUAAAUGAAACCAGUCACGUGUCUGGGGGCGGGACCCUGGAACGCCGUCCUUUUUUGGUUAAGCUUCUAUCUUCAAACAAGCCCUGUGGAAGGUUCUUGUUCUUCCGCUAUGGGUGAGCCGCAACAAGUGAGUGCUCUUCCACCACCUCCAAUGCAGUACAUCAAGGAAUAUACAGAUGAAAAUAUUCAGGAAGGCCUAGCUCCCAAGCCUCCACCUCCAAUAAAAGACAGUUAUAUGAUGUUUGGCAAUCAGUUCCAAUGUGAUGAUCUUAUCAUCCGCCCUUUAGAAAGCCAGGGCAUUGAACGGCUUCAUCCUAUGCAAUUUGAUCAUAAGAAGGAACUGAGAAAACUCAAUAUGUCUAUUCUUAUUAAUUUCUUAGAUCUCUUAGAUAUCUUGAUAAGGAGCCCUGGGAGUAUAAAACGAGAAGAGAAACUGGAAGAUCUUAAGCUGCUUUUUGUACAUGUGCAUCAUCUCAUAAAUGAAUACCGACCCCACCAAGCAAGAGAGACAUUGAGAGUCAUGAUGGAGGUGCAGAAACGUCAACGCCUUGAAACAGCUGAGCGGUUUCAGAAGCAUCUGGAGCGAGUCAUUGAGAUGAUUCAGAAUUGCCUGGCUUCUUUGCCUGAUGAUCUGCCUCAUUCAGAAGCAGGGAUGAGAGUAAAAACUGAACCAAUGGAUGCUGAUGAUAGCAACAAUUGUACUGGACAGAAUGAACAGCAAAGAGAAAAUUCAGGUCAUAGGAGAGACCAGAUUAUAGAGAAAGAUGCUGCCCUGUGUGUCCUAAUUGAUGAAAUGAAUGAAAGACCAUGAAGGAUAUAUAUAUAUAUAUAUAUAUAUAUAUAUUUUUUUUUUUUUUUUGCUUUUCUCCUUUUCUUUUCAGUAAAUGUCAUAUAUUCGUUAUUUUGCUUUUGGAGAGUCUUAAAAGAGAUAUAACUAGAAGUCAUGUGAAUGGCUUGACUCCUGCUUCAUCAUUUAGGAGGCGUUACUGUCUGUAAGUGGCAAGCAUAGGCAAAUGAUUAUAUAUGUAUACAUUAAGAGUAAUCACCUUAAAAAGGAAAGUUCUGAGAUUGUGUGAAACGUUCCUGGAUUUGGAGUUGCAGAAAACAUUGAAGAUCUCAGUAAUAGCAAGCUUUCAUCUUUGAAAACUAGAUUUGUCAGUUGCUUUAAGAAUGAUAGAUAAAUAAAGGAUAUCGAGCUGUAUAAAUGUGAAAUUAUAAAAUCUUCAGAUUUACUUUUCUUAAAAACUUACUUGAUCUCUAAAAAUAUAGUAUAACAUGUUAAAAGAGAGGAACCCCAUAGAGUUAUAAAACAGCAAUUUUAUUUUUCCUCUUGACUGCUUCUGUAAAUAGAUUAUCUCAGCUUCUUGUUCCUACCCUGGGUAGGUCUAUUAACUUUUUUCCAGUCACUCAGAUAAUAAAUCUUUUGAUUACUUUUUGUUACAUUCA
This is a messenger RNA of Mustela lutreola (European mink), 1625 nucleotides long. RefSeq names its product mediator complex subunit 7 (gene MED7). Gene Ontology annotation, cellular component: mediator complex. Bases 184 to 990 code for a protein of 268 amino acids. The record is from RefSeq and is a predicted model, not a curated record. Gene Ontology annotation, molecular function: transcription coregulator activity. The transcript is spliced from 3 exons. Gene Ontology annotation, biological process: regulation of transcription by RNA polymerase II. NCBI's taxonomy places the organism in Eukaryota, Metazoa, Chordata, Mammalia, Carnivora, Mustelidae.